Messenger RNA from Xyrauchen texanus (razorback sucker), 7318 nucleotides. Its product is annotated as unconventional myosin-IXb-like. Lineage: Eukaryota; Metazoa; Chordata; Actinopteri; Cypriniformes; Catostomidae. The coding region runs from base 350 to 6130 and encodes 1926 amino acids. Gene Ontology annotation, biological process: intracellular signal transduction. Gene Ontology annotation, cellular component: myosin complex. The record is from RefSeq and is a predicted model, not a curated record. Gene Ontology annotation, molecular function: microfilament motor activity; GTPase activator activity; ATP binding. The transcript has 41 exons.
GUCAUCAACAUUCAGGAGACAACAUUGAGGUUGUCCUUAUUGUCCUUAUUUUCUAGUUGAAGAUUUUGACCGCUUCAGUUAAGCACGGUGUGGACUGUGGAACGCUGUUGUUUAUAGUUUUACAUAUGCUACAUAUCGGUGUAUCACGUUUUGUUCGUUGUAAUGCUGGUUAAGGAGAUUUAUUAGUACUUCAACCGUUGAAAGUUCUAUGUUGAAAGCACAGGAGGAUACGUUUCCAUGUUGGAUAUGACUCCGCUCUCGAACACUGUGAGAGUGUUUUAAAACAGAUGUACUUAACAUGCUGUACUGUGCAGUGUGGUAUGCUGGUGUAUGUCUAUUUGUUUGAAGAAUGAAUGUCAUGUAUGGCAAGGGGACAACCUGCCAGGAUGAAAUGGUCUGCACCUUACAAAUAUACCCCAGGUUUUCCAUCAAACCUGGACAAUGCUGCAUCCUCAGGGUCCCAAAAGAGGCAACAGCAGCUAAUGUCAUCAAGACCGCUCUCACCACACUUGGCUUGGACACAUCCAAGCCUUAUGUACUCGUGGAGGUCCAGGAGUACGGUGGAGAGGAGUGGAUCCUUCAAGACGGCGAUCUGCCCAUUCAAAGAGUCCUCCUCUGGCCCAGAAAGGCCCAAGACCAGCACCCUCAAAGUGAUGGAUACUUUUUUGCCCUUCAGGAGGGAAGCUAUGAUGGAUCCAUCCAGUAUGACAUUAUGACUUCUGUUCGACGAGAAAAAGUACCUCAGGGACUUGUGACUCGGGGCUUUCUUGCGCCACAGCCUCAGGAGUAUGACGAUUUAUGUAACCUCCCUGAGCUCACUGAGGAGAACAUCUUGGAGAUCCUACGGUAUCGCUUCCACAAGCAGAAGAUCUACACCUAUGCAAGCAACAUUCUUAUUGCUGUCAAUCCAUUCAAGUUUCUGCCUAUCUACAAUCCCAAGUAUGUCAAGAUGUAUGAGAACCAUACACUGGGCAAGUUAGAACCUCACAUCUUUGCCAUUGCCGAUGCUGCCUUCCAUGCUAUGCUGAACAAACAGGUCAAUCAGUGCAUCGUCAUAUCUGGAGAGAGUGGUUCUGGCAAAACGCAAAGCACCAAUUUCCUUAUCCACUGCUUGACCGCCCUAAGUCAGAAGGGUUAUUCUAGUGGAGUGGAGAGAACCAUCCUGGGGGCAGGCCCUGUUUUAGAGGCUUUUGGCAAUGCUAAAACGGCCUACAACAACAACUCAAGCCGCUUUGGGAAGUUCAUUCAAGUGAAUUAUCUGGAGAGUGGUGUUGUGAGAGGGGCUGUUGUUGAGAAGUACCUACUAGAGAAAUGCCGUCUGGUGUCCAGAGGAAAAACUGAAAGGAAUUAUCAUGUUUUUUACUAUCUUUUGAUUGGCGCCCCAGAAGACGAGAGAGAUGAAUUCAAGCUGCUGCGGCCUGAAGAUUACCACUAUCUCAAACAAGAGAACCCAUUUUUGGAGGAUCAAGCAGAAAUGAAGCACGAGUUCAAGAGGCUUCAUCAGGCCAUGGAGAUGGUCGGCUUUCUGCCUCCUACCAAAAAACAGAUAUUCUCUGUGCUCUCUGCCAUCCUAUACCUGGGGAAUGUGACAUAUGAGCCAAAAGAUGUUGGAGAGGGACUAAACGUUGGGCCAGAUCAUGUCCUCUCAGCUCUCUCUGAUCUUCUCAAGGUUAAAGUGGAGCUGCUUGUGGAAGCACUGACUACAAGGAAAGCAAUGACUGCUAAUGACACACUGAUCCUGCCUUACAGCCUCAACGAGGCCAUCACUGCCAGUGACUCUAUGGCCAAAUCUCUGUACAGUGCCCUGUUUGACUGGAUAGUUUUGCGAAUAAAUCACGCUCUACUCAACAAGAGAGACUUGGAGGAGUCUGUCAAGUGCUUAUCCAUUGGUGUGCUGGACAUUUUUGGAUUUGAAGAUUUCAAGACCAACAGCUUUGAACAGUUCUGCAUUAAUUAUGCUAAUGAGCAACUCCAGUGUUACUGCAAUCAGCGCAUAUUUACGCUCGAACAAGAGGAGUACAUGGCAGAGGGCAUUACAUGGCACACUGUUGACUAUCCAGACAACAUUGGCUGCAUCAGUCUCUUCAGCAAGAAACCCACAGGACUCUUUUAUCUGCUUGAUGAGGAGAGCAAUUUCCCUCAUGCCACAGAUAGCACUCUACUGGAGAAGUUUAAGCAGCAGCAUCGGGAAAACCCAUUCUUUGUGCAUACUCCAGUGCGGGAGCCUGCUUUUGUUAUUCUGCAUUUUGCUGGCAAGGUCAAAUACCAGAUAAAGGACUUCAGGGAGAAGAACACAGACCACAUGAGGCCAGAUAUUGUUGCGUUGCUACGAAGUAGUGAGUGCAGUUACCUGAGGCAGCUUAUCGGGGCUAAUCCAGUGGCUGUGUUCAGAUGGGGAAUCCUCAGGGCCACUAUACGCACUCUGGCUGUGUUCAACGAGGCUGGCCGGCGUUGGGCAGAAAAACAUCCAGAUCAGGUCAGGCGUUACUCCAGACGCUCUUUGGGGGAAAUUAGGAGACCCAGCACUGUGGUAGAGUUGCUAAAGUGCCAGAACCCUGUGAUUGAAUUUUCCUUUGAUCGGUCUGAAGAGGGUCCACUUGAAGCAUUUGAGGACAUCUUUGCUUCGUUUGAAAACAAGAAGAAGAGCAGGCCAAACAGACACAAGCAGCUAAUUCCUAAGAACCUCAUAGAUUCACGAUCUCUGAAACUCAUCAUGGGCCUGACGCAGCACAACCGUGUGACAAGGUCCCUUCUCCACCUGCACAAUAAGAAGAAACCUCCAAGCAUCAGUGCUCAGUUCCAGGCAUCCCUAAGCAAGCUGCUGGAAACCCUGAGGAAGGCAGAACCUUUCUUUGUUCGCUGCAUCAGAUCUAAUGGAGAUAAGAGGGAAAUGCACUUUGAUGAUGGCAUUGUGCUUCAGCAGCUGAGGUACACUGGCAUGUUACAAACAGUUCGGAUAAGAAGGUCUGGGUAUGGAGCCAAAUUCACUUUCAUGGAGUUUACAGAUCAGUUCAGAGUGCUGCUGCCUAAGGAAAUAUCAACACCUCAAGAGGAAAUCGCUAACUUAAUGAGGAAAAUGGUAUUUCCCAGCUCCAGUUUUCAGAUUGGCCGAACCAAGGUGUUCUUGAAAGAGGCAGAGAGGCAAAAACUCCAGGAAACCCUACAUAAGGAAGUGAUGCAGCGCAUCAUCACCCUGCAGAGAUGGUUCCGUGCAUGUUUGACUAGGAAGCAUUAUUUGGUUGAGAGGAAAGGAAUUAUAACCAUACAGCGAUCGUGGCGUAGUUUCUGUGUGUUGAACCGAUACAGGGCAGCUACUGUGAUCCAGAUGGCAUGGCGAAGGUCUAAGGAGAGAGAGGUCUACCAGAAGCAGAGAGAUAAACUAAAAGAGCAGACAAGUCAGUUAGAAAAGGGCCAUUUGAACGAGGAAAGGACUGCAAAGAUGGAGCCAAAGCCAAUUCCAUGGUUAAAACAUAUAAAGCCCCUGCCUCUAUUGCCUGAAUCUCGACCAGCAGAAGGACAGAAGGCCAAGGAACUGAGCACACAGAUUAACACAGAUACCAAGUCUAAAGUCAGAGUACAGCCUACUCCUGUUAUCAAACCCAACGUCAAUGGUGAGGAUGAAACCAAGCCAUCUCCUGCAGCCCGCCCUCGGCCUGACUCGCUUCAAGUGAACAUGAGCCAGAGUGGCUCUGAUGUUCAAAAUGCUGUAAACCUACAGCGUGGCUAUAAGACAAUUAGGAUGAGGGAGAAGCCAGAGAAAUGGAAAGAGAGAAGCAGUGAAUCGGCACUUUUGGACCAAAUCAGUCCUGAGCCAAUGCAUAUUCAAACCAAGAGGACAAUGGGUUUACGUAAAUGUGGCAUCUCUCAAUCCCUGGAUAAUUUGUAUGGGUUGAGCUCUUCAGAGUCGGACAGCUCCUUAUCAUCUAAAAAUGAGGUUAAUCGCACCCACACGCGAAACAAGCGCCGGCUAGCGCGUCCUCGCAGUGGGCUGAAGUUGGACCACUUGGACCUCAACGAUGAAUGCUGGACUUUUCCUUUACCUCCAAUAAGUCCCUCCACUCCAAGCCAGCCCCAUAUUAGCGUGGUAUUGGAGCCUUUGAUCAAAUCACCUGUGGAAGCUGAUGGGUCAUUCAGUUGCAUAGGAAGGAGAACAUGUGAGGAGAUACCUGCACCAUCCAUUACACCAGAGAGGCGGGGAUUCCUAAAUCUUUUUAAGAAGCGUCCGACGCCCCUGGAUGGAAAUAUUACCAUGGCGAAAACCUUGGGAGAUGGAUAUGAGCUAGCCAUUGGAUCUUCUUAUUCACGUGCCAAAAGCUCAGACACUUUAUCUGGAGCCCGUCGCAACCCCACGAUUAAAAUCAGCCGAGCUACUCGCAUUCAGGAACAAUGGAAUGCAUCACUGGACCGAGAGAUCACUGACACUAAUGAACUCCGCCACCUGGAUGAGUUCUUAGGCAAUCAGAUGAAUGAUUUAAGCAACCGCACAAAAGAACUAUCCGAAACGGAAAAAAUCUUCUUCACAGCCACCACGCAGUUCAGAGACACAAUCAAAAGCAUGUACUCCAUCUCAAAUCCCAAUAUCGGCUAUAAGAUCCUGAUGACAGGCUACCAGAAAAAGGUAUUAAAUCUCGCAGGGCUGAAGAAAGCGUCUGAGGUGCCACUGGUUGUAAACCUUUUCCAGUCAGUUCUGGAUGGAUUUAUCAGGGCAGAGCUCAAACGCUUAGAGGCAGAGCCUUGUAAGAUUAAGGAAAGGAAACAAAGAAAAUCUAAAAGAGAUAUAUAUCCUGACAGCCCAAAGGGUCACUUAUUUAGCACAUACCAGGUGACCAUUAUGCAAUCAUGUGACCAGUGCAACUCAUAUAUAUGGGGCAUGGAAAAGGCCUUCAUGUGCAGCUCUUGUAAGAUGGUGUGUCAUAAGAAGUGUCUUAGCAAGAUAUUAAUAAACUGCACUGCUCACUGUGCAAGGAAGAAAGAGGGUGAGCAACACCACACUCUUCACUUUGGUGUACCUGUGUGUGUCCUGGCCCGCGCAGGUGACUCUGUACCUUUUGUCAUUGAGAAGAUGCUAGUACAUGUUGAAAUGAAUGGACUGUACACAGAGGGCAUCUACCGCAAGUCAGGCUCAGCCUGCAGAGCCAAAGAGCUUCACCAAAUACUAGAGAAAGAUCCUAAAGCUGUCUGCCUUGACAAUUAUCCCAUCCACACCAUCAGUGGCCUGGUCAAACAGUGGCUACGGGAGCUACCUGACCCACUCAUGACAUAUAGACUCUAUAAUGAUUUCCUGUAUGCCGCUGAUUUGCCAGAAGCGUCCGAGCGGUUGCGCGCUAUCUACCGAAAGUUAGAUGAAUUACCUCCCGCAAACUUCUCUACUCUUGAAAGGCUUAUUUUUCAUCUCGUGAAAGUGACAAAAGAGGAAGCUCAAAAUCGGAUGUCAGCUAAUGGUCUGGCAAUAGUGUUUGCACCCUGCAUACUACGCUGCCCAGAUUCUUCAGACCCUUUCCUCAGUCUGAAAGAUAUAAACAAGACCACUCUCUGUGUGGAGAUUCUGAUUAAUGAGCAAACAAGGCGUUACAAUCAGAAAAUGGCAGAAAUUCAGCAGUUGGAAAAUGCAGAGGCUAUAGCCAUUAAACAACUCAAGCUCAGGAGACAGAACACGAUAUUUGAGCUACCGAAAUUAGAUUCUGAUGCCUCUUCAAUGGAGACCCUGAUUGAGCGGAUCAAGUCUAUUAAGAAUGAAAAGAAUGAUUUGGCCUACAGUCUCUCUGAGCUAGACCAUGAUAGCUCUGAUGCUGAGAACAUGGACUCUGAUUCAUUUAUCAGUUCUGGGAGUCUCCUAGAAGAUCAUUUUUUGAGUUUGGACUCGGAAGUGAGCACUGCUUUUAAGAGCCCCAGACCAGAGGAACCUGUUAAACCCCCUGAUCCAUCACAUCAUACCACAACAGGGAGCAUACAGCCAACUGAAUACCACAACCAAAACAGUUCUGCCUCCUGUCGAGAUGGAGUCCAGUCUAUGUGUGUCAUACAGAGCCAAGAUAUCCUCAAAUCCCUCACCACCUCCUCCUCUGCAAGCAACCAGGGCAAAAGACUCUUUUCUGACCUUGACAUCCCUUUCAUAGAUGAAGACGUUUAACAUUAAAAUUACCACCAAAAAAACUGUAUUCUAAAGUCUAUGCAGAUAUUUGUCUUUCCCAUAACCUUUCAAACAAAAGUCAGUAUCCAAUUUUCCACAAUAUUAACACUCAAUUUAUUUAGAGGAAUAAAUCAAAUGCUGCAUGAAUUAAUUCUGUUUUAGAACUAAUGUUGCCCUGUUGUUUAUAAAAUAUAUUUGUAAAACAAAACUAAGGAUGUUUUAAAGUCAUUGUUUCUUUGCAUGAUGUUUUGCUAGGAUUAUUUAAAAGUUAUAAUCUUGGCAGCAUUUUUGGAUUUUAAAAUAUUUCAACCUUUGCUUUUUUUUUAUUUGGCUAAUGCAACAUUUCUAUGGACUGUAUGGAAUCAUCUGGACAUAUUAUUAUAUAUUCCGUAUGUAGAGAAAGUGAGUUUGAUAGAUUUGUAUUCUUUUCUCAAAACAGAAACUUUAAAGAUACAGUGUGAUCAUAAAGUGUUCAGACCCCUUAAAUUUCACAUUUUGUUGCAAAACUCCUUACUUCAUAAUGACCAAACAAACAAAAAAAAAAGGUUUUUUUAUAACUUUGCAAAUUUAUUAAAAAUAAAAUCUGGGUCUGAAUACUUUCUGAAUGCACUGUAUAUACAUACUUUUCCUCAUCAUUAAAUCAUUCCCUUCAUAGUUUAGGGGACAUUUCUGUUAUGUAAAUACGCCUUUAAAAAACUGUGCUUUCUCUAUAAAAUCUAAUCUGAUAAGUGUGUAGUAUUCUCAUAAUGUGAGACCCUUUUAUCUAUAUUUUAUAUUGUAAAAACUUGUUAAUUUAGAUGAGAUAGGAGGUUGGAAAUCAUGUGAUAGAUGUUCUUGCAUGCUUGUUUAAAGUGUACUAUGAAGCUGCUGCAUGCCGUUUAUUAUUUUCAAUAAUGUACAGUUGUCCUAGUCCUUUAAAGCUUCUUUUAUUUUCUAUUUUUAAGAUAAACCAGUGGGAACAUGCUAGUGUCAUAAACAGUUGUUUUACAUAGUAAGGGUGGUUUAGAUAUAUUCCAGUGCAGAGAGCAAAAUUGGUUACAGGUGUUUUAAAAGUGACGACCCACAUAUUUUGUAAAACUAAAUCCUGACUGUAAUCUAAUUGCAGAUUUAAACCAAUUUAUUUCAGUUUUGCUGUCAUGAUUCAAGACGUCCAAUAUAAAGUUCCAGCAUAGUGAUUGUGAAUUACUG